AUGGAGGAUCAGGGUUCGGAGAGAAGUGAGAGGGUGACAGUGAGGUCAAGGUGGACUCCCAAGCCGGAGCAAAUCCUAAUUCUGGAGUCCAUCUUCAACAGUGGGACCGUCAAUCCCUCCAAGGACGAGACCGUCCGAAUCAGAAAGCUUCUCGAGAAAUUCGGCACCGUCGCCGACGCCAACGUCUUCUACUGGUUCCAGAACCGCCGCUCCAGAUCCCGCCGCCGCCAGCGCCAGCUGCAGCAGCUCGCCGCCGAAGCCGUUCAUCCCCAGGCGAAUGAUCACCAGCUUCAGCCUCAUGGCGGUGCAAGUGCAUGUCCGCCUCCUUAUGAUCACCAUCAUCAGAGUAACCCUGCCUCUGAUUCUGCAGCCAUGGCGGAUUAUAAUGGCGGCUGCUCCUCCUCUUAUCUCGCUUCCCAGGAACCUAUGGAUCAUCAUGCUUUCUUUCUCUCCGCCGAUCAUAAUAUGGGUUUCCCCGAAAUCGAUCACACUACUUCUGAUUUGAGCUUCCUUUCUGGGAGCAUGACGGUGUUUAUCAAUGGGGUUGCCACAGAGAUUCAGAGGGGACCUCUAAACAUGAAAACUAUGUUUGGUGAAGAGGUGAUGUUAGUUCAUUCUUCUGGAGUUCCACUUCCUACCAACGAGUUUGGCUUCUUAAUGCAGGAUUUGCAGGACGGUGAAAGCUACUUUCUGGUCUCAAAGGCAGCGUAGGAAGGAAAAUGAACCGAAGCAGCUACCAGUAGAAGGAAGGCCACCUCACUCUAGAUAUCUUCAAUUUCUCCAAUUUCCUGUCCGAUGCUCCCU
This is a messenger RNA of Neltuma alba, 804 nucleotides long. RefSeq names its product WUSCHEL-related homeobox 11-like. Gene Ontology annotation, molecular function: DNA binding; DNA-binding transcription factor activity. Bases 1 to 711 code for a protein of 236 amino acids. The transcript is spliced from 3 exons. The record is from RefSeq and is a predicted model, not a curated record. Gene Ontology annotation, biological process: adventitious root development. Lineage: Eukaryota; Viridiplantae; Streptophyta; Magnoliopsida; Fabales; Fabaceae.